CAUGCAUAUAUGCAAAAAAUAAUAUUCUAUUUUAAUAAUUCUUUGUUUUUCUUAACCAGCCGGUCGAUUUGAACUUCCAUUAUUCAUUGUUUUCAAGGUUUUAUUCUCUCUCCAUCUUUCAUUUGUUUCUCUCUCUAGAAAAAAACCCAACUCAAGAUGUUCAUCAUGAGAUCCAGGGCAAAUCAAGAUUAGGGCAGUUAAUUAAUUGAUUUGGGGGAAGAAAAAAAAAAGGGGGGGUUGAUUAAUUUUAAUUUUAAUUUUAAUUUCUUGGUGUACACCUCGAAAUUAAUUUAGCAUGAUUAGUUAUUUCAGUUAAUUCGUAGUAGAUUUGAAAAGAUGAGAUCCAUAGAGGAUAAAGGGUGUUUGAAUAACACAACCACCACCACCACCACCGCCGCACAGGAGAAUAUUCCGGCAAGUGGCGGCGGCGGUGGCACUAGUUGUAUGAGUUUCGAGUUCCACAAGAGCAGCAACAACGGCCUAAACCGAACCGCCUCCUCCCACCACCGGACCGCCCUAGGAAAGCAGCCCACUCCGUCGAAAUGGGACGACGCCCAGAAAUGGCUGGUGAAUCUCUCGAGGGGGGAAAGGAAUAUUCCGGCGAAAGCCUCCCCUCGAAACUCCAACGCCGACGACCGGAGGCUCAUCGCUCCGGUCCCCGACGAAGGGGUAAAUGUGGAAACCAAGAAUGUCGACAUCGACGAGUCGGUUUGGAAGAUCAAUUAUAAGCCCGCGAAUAAUAAAAACAGCACUUCUAAAUCGGCGGUUAGAUCGGUAUGCGUGAGGGAUAUGGGAACCGAAAUGACCCCCAUCGCGAGUCUAGAACCUUCUAGAACGGCCACUCCGAUUAGGGCUACGACUCCAGCUGUCCGAAGCCCUGUUUCGUCGGGGGCCUCCACCCCCGCUAGGUGUACGAAUGGGGCGGGGGUGGUGGGCCCCGAGAGUGGUCAAUUAAGUAUUCCGAAAUCGAGCGAGAGGAGAGGUGAGGUAGUAAUUGGGAAGGGUAGUGGAGAAGAGUUUCGCGGUGAAUUAAAUACGGUUGAGAUUAAGAGCGACGAUUAUCAAUCGAGUAAGAUGAAUCCGCUCGAAAUUCGAGCUGUUGCUUGGGAUGAAGCCGAGCGUGCCAAAUAUAUGGCGAGGUACAAACGCGAAGAAGUGAAGAUUCAAGCUUGGGAGAAUCAUCAGAAACGGAAAGCUGAAAUGGAGAUGCGAAAGAUAGAGGUGAAAGCGGAAAGGCUAAAAUCGAGAGCACAGGAGAAGUACACGAACAAGAUAGCAUCGACACGAAGAAUAGCAGAAGAGAAACGAGCAAACGCAGAGGCUAAACUAAACGAGAAAGCUGUCAAGACUUCUCAAAGAGCGGAUUAUAUACGAAGAACCGGUCAUCUUCCGUCUUCUUUCUCGUUUUAUAAGUUGCCUUCAUUUUGCUGGUAGCAAUUUUUAUUUAUUUAUUUUUGUACAUUUUGCCAAUUUUAUGUGUACUUAUACAUUUUUAAUUAUUAUCUCAAUUCCACUUUAUAUAUAUGUUUUGUCUCUAA
Molecule: messenger RNA, 1538 nt
Organism: Erythranthe guttata (spotted monkey flower)
Lineage: Eukaryota; Viridiplantae; Streptophyta; Magnoliopsida; Lamiales; Phrymaceae
Product: Remorin family protein
Source: RefSeq, a predicted model, not a curated record